UAAAAGCCUGCCACCAAAAACACACCUUCUCAGAAAAGGUUGUGCAGCUUAUUUCCUUUUUUUCCUGUUGUUAAAAAGUUUAAAUUCCUAUUUAAAGGUUCAGAAAAGUGUGAGGAGGAGCCUCAGUCAGUUAUUUACUGCUCUUAGCUUGGUAGUCUAGAUGGUAUGUGGAACAUUCUGUGACAUCAGAGUUUCACGUCAUAAAUCUUUGCCACAGAAUGAGAUGUGCUCAGUUUGACCUUAACAAAAGGUUUAGCAAGAGAGGAGACAUGCUGUACACAGACCUCAGGCUGAGGAUGCUGAUGCUGAUAUGGAUUACAGUCGUGCUUUAUAAUAAACUUGCAGAUUCUGCACAGACAAACCUCGUCAAUCAGCCAAACCCAAUUAUCACUGCCCAUGUUGGUGAAAACGUGACUCUGCACUGCUUUCGACUGGGAGAGAAAGUUACAGAAGCCAUUUAUUGGUUUAAGCAAAAAAUCGGUCAUGAGCCUUGGGUAAUUGUCAAAGUCCAUCAUGAACCCACUUACGAAGAUGAGUUCCAGCCACCAAAAUUCACUAUCGAGAAAGAAAAAACGAGCUGCCAUUUAAAAAUUGCGAAUGUGGAAGCAUCAGAUGAAGCCAUGUAUUACUGUGGUAUUCUAAGCUAUGUAAAAGAAUUUGGAAAAGGAACAUAUUUAUCAGUGAAAGGUAAUGAAGAUGUAAAUGUCAUGGUGUGGCAGCGCAGCGUGAUGGACCCGGUUCCUGCAGGAGCCUCAGUGACUCUGCAGUGCUCGGUUCUCUCUGAGAGCAGAGCAGCAGAACUCCAAGUGCUCUGGUUCAGAGCUGCUCCACCACAAUCCCAUCCUCAAAUCAUUUACACUCAUCACAACAGCAGCCAUCAGUGUGAGAGCGGCUCUUCUACACACACCUGUGUGUACAACUUCACCAAGAACAUCCUCAGCCUCAAUGAUACUGGAACUUACUACUGCGCUGUGGCCCUGUGUGGGAAGAUCAUAUUUGGGAACGGGACACAAGUACAGCUGGAAAGAUCUCUGGGUCCUGUAGUGAUCUACCUCGCUGUAGCUUUAGCAGUGUGUGUGGUUGUGAUCUUUGCUUUGAUCUUUAUCUUAAGCUGUGAAGGGAGAAACGAUGAACAACACAAAGUGAGAUUAAAACCAGGUUCUGUGACAGACAAGACUCUCAAUCAGGACUGUGACACUGUGGAGGUGAAUUACGCUGCCAUACGUUUCAAUGAGAGGAGAGCCAAAAGAGGAAGAGUCAAGAAACAAACUCAAGAUAUCAUAUAUUCUGAUGUACGAGGUCUUUCAAUAACUUAGAUUUGAUCUCUAAACUGAUUCAGUGUCAUUAUUUCUGUUAUCAGAUUUAAUUAUUACUGUGGAAAUAUCAUUUUAUAAUGAUUGUACAGGCGUGUAAUUUUGUUGUUUUUUUAACAAAAACAGAAAAUCUGACAUAUUAUCUAAGUAAUAAAACACAUGAUGUUGUGUGUAAAAUAAUCAGUGAUGUUGAAGUGUGAUGCAGCCUGACAGAAAGGAAGCAGUAUGAGGUAAUUUUUUUGUCUGGUGGUCACAUGAUAAUGAUGUGAUUUACAGAAUUAUAGCUGAAUUUGAAGAAAAAAUAUAAUUACACAAAGUAUUAGUUCAUCAAUCUCAGGAAAACACUAAUUUUAUCUAUCUAAUUGUCAUUUUUCUUUGCUCACAAUUUUGCUUUCAAAUGAGUAUCAUGGAAGGGGAGAGCGUUGAGCAUUAAAUUAGCAAAUACAAAAAUUUUGGUUAAUUUGCCUCCUUGAUAAUGACAGGAAAACCUUCAGGACAUUGAUAUUAUUUAAAUGUAUUUAUUCUAAUGAAUAAUUUACUUCCCAUUUCUACUUAGUGCAACUGGGUUGUACUCUCAAAGUGACCUUAUCAGUCAAUAUUACAUUAUCACUGAAAAUA
Hemibagrus wyckioides is the source of this 1931-nucleotide messenger RNA. RefSeq lists its product as uncharacterized. The record is from RefSeq and is a predicted model, not a curated record. NCBI's taxonomy places the organism in Eukaryota, Metazoa, Chordata, Actinopteri, Siluriformes, Bagridae. Bases 219 to 1316 code for a protein of 365 amino acids. The transcript has 6 exons. Gene Ontology annotation, biological process: response to bacterium.